Procambarus clarkii (red swamp crayfish) is the source of this 2394-nucleotide messenger RNA. Lineage: Eukaryota; Metazoa; Arthropoda; Malacostraca; Decapoda; Cambaridae. The record is from RefSeq and is a predicted model, not a curated record.
AUGUUGAAUGUUUCUACAGGUGUAAACGCUGAUAUAAGGAGAGCACCGUUACGCUGCCUCCUUCGUGUGGUACUGGAGGGCAACGAUGGAGGGAAAGUCCUCUGUUGUUCCUGUCUAUAUAUACCGUCUUUGCUUUUGUUGAACUUCGUCACCCUUUCGUCUGUCACUCAUUCCUCUUUGUCUAACUCCACUCUGUCUCCUCCUGUCGCCUCUUCCUGUCGCCGCCUCCUGUCGCCGCCUCCUGUCGCCUCUUCCUGUCGCCGCCUCCUGUCGCCUCCUCCUGUCGCCGCCUCCUGUCGCCGCCUCCUGUCGCCUCCUCCUGUCGCCGCCUCCUGUCGCCUCUCCCUGUCGCCGCCUCCUGUCGCCGCCUCCUGUCGCCUCUUCCUGUCGCCGCCUCCUGUCGCCUCCUCCUGUCGCCUCCUCCUGUCGCCGCCUCCUGUCGCCGCCUCCUGUCGCCGCCUCCUGUCGCCGCCUCCUGUCGCCGCCUCCUGUCGCCGCCUCCUGUCGCCUCCUCCUGUCGCCGCCUCCUGUCGCCGCCUCCUGUCGCCGCCUCCUGUCGCCGCCUCCUGUCGCCUCCUCCUGUCGCCUCCUCCUGUCGCCUCCUCCUGUCGCCGCUUCCUGUCGCCGCCUCCUGUCGCCGCCUCCUGUCGCCUCCUCCUGUCGCCGCCUCCCGUCGCCGCCUCCUGUCGCCGCCUCCUGUCGCCGCCUCCUGUCGCCGCCUCCUGUCGCCGCCUCCUGUCGCCUCUCCCUGUCGCCGCCUCCUGUCGCCGCCUCCUGUCGCCUCUCCCUGUCGCCGCCUCCUGUCGCCGCCUCCUGUCGCCGCCUCCCGUCGCCGCCUCCUGUCGCCGCCUCCUGUCGCCGCCUCCUGUCGCCGCCUCCUGUCGCCUCCUCCUGUCGCCUCUUCCUGUCGCCGCCUCCUGUCGCCGCCUCCUGUCGCCUCUUCCUGUCGCCGCCUCCUGUCGCCUCCUCCUGUCGCCUCCUCCUGUCGCCGCCUCCUGUCGCCUCCUCCUGUCGCCGCUUCCUGUCGCCGCCUCCUGUCGCCGCCUCCUGUCGCCUCCUCCUGUCGCCGCCUCCCGUCGCCGCCUCCUGUCGCCGCCUCCUGUCGCCGCCUCCUGUCGCCGCCUCCUGUCGCCGCCUCCUGUCGCCUCUCCCUGUCGCCGCCUCCUGUCGCCGCCUCCUGUCGCCUCUCCCUGUCGCCGCCUCCUGUCGCCGCCUCCUGUCGCCGCCUCCCGUCGCCGCCUCCUGUCGCCGCCUCCUGUCGCCGCCUCCUGUCGCCGCCUCCUGUCGCCUCCUCCUGUCGCCUCCUCCUGUCGCCGCCUCCUGUCGCCGCCUCCUGUCGCCUCCUCCUGUCGCCGCCUCCUGUCGCCUCCUCCUGUCGCCGCCUCCUGUCGCCGCCUCCUGUCGCCUCUCCCUGUCGCCGCCUCCUGUCGCCGCCUCCUGUCGCCGCCUCCCGUCGCCGCCUCCUGUCGCCGCCUCCUGUCGCCGCCUCCUGCCGCCUCUCCCUUUCGCCGCCUCCUGUCGCCGCCUCCUGUCGCCUCUUCCUGUCGCCUCCUCCUGUCGCCUCCUCCUGUCGCCUCCUCCUGUCGCCGCCUCCUGUCGCCGCCUCCUGUCGCCGCCUCCUGUCGCCUCUUCCUGUCGCCGCCUCCUGUCGCCUCCUCCUGUCGCCUCCUCCUGUCGCCGCCUCCUGUCGCCGCCUCCUGUCGCCGCCUCCUGUCGCCGCCUCCUGUCGCCUCCUCCUGUCGCCGCCUCCUGUCGCCGCCUCCCGCCUCCUGUCGCCGCCUCCUGUCGCCGCCUCCUGUCGCCGCCUCCUGUCGCCUCCUCCUGUCGCCUCCUCCUGUCGCCGCCUCCUGUCGCCGCCUCCUGUCGCCGCCUCCUGUCGGCUCUCCCUGUCGCCACCUCCUGUUGCCGCCUCCUGUCGCCUCCUCCUGUCGCCGCCUCCUGUCGCCUCUCCCUGUCGCCGCCUCCUGUCGCCGCCUCCUGUCGCCUCUCCCUGUCGCCGCCUUCUGUCGCCUCUCCCUGUCGCCGCCUCCUGUCGCCGCCUCCUGUCGCCUCUCCCUGUCGCCGCCUCCUGUCGCCGCCUCCUGUCGCCGCCUCCUGUCGCCACCUCCUGUCGCCGCCUCCUGUCGCCGCCUCCUGGACGGCAUGCACGCCUACUUGGGACCGUAUGCACGCCUACUAGGGGCAGUAUGCACGUCUACUAUGGACAGCAUGUACGUCUACAAGAAGGCAGUAUGCACGCCUUCUCGGGACAGUAUGCAUGCCUUCUUGGGACAGUAUGCACGCCUAGGGACAGUAUGCACACCUACUAUUGACAGUAUGCACCCCUACUGGGGACAGUAUGCACCCCUACUAGAGAUAGAAUGCACACUUAUUAGAGGCAGUAUGCAAGCUUAA